AUGGAGAUGAGGAGUCCCAUCAGUGCGAAGGAGGUACAACGGUUAACAGGAAGAAUCGCUUCACUCACAAGGUUCUUGCCAUGCUCAGCAGACAAAAAUCUUCCAUUUUUUCAAUUACUUAGAAAAAAUGAAAAGUUUUGUUGGACUGAGGAAUGUGAAGGAGCUUUUCAGAAGUUGAAGGAAUUUUUGACAACACCACCCAUUCUUGUAAAGCCAAAGUUGGGCACUCCACUAAUACUAUAUUUGGCUGUAUCUGAGAAGGCUUGUAGCUCGGUGCUUGUUCAAGAGGAGGGUAAGGAGCAGAAACCUGUGUACUUCACAAGUAAAGUAUUACAUGGAGCCGAGCUACGAUACCAAAAAAUUGAGAAAGUUGCGCUAGCCUUGCUUUCCUCCGCUAGAAGGCUCAGACCUUAUUUUCAGAGUCACACUAUAAUAGUUCGAUCAGACCAACCAAUCAGACAAGUACUGCAAAAACCAGAUUUAGCGGGGAGAAUGGUUACCUGGUCAGUGGAAUUGUCUGAGUUUGACAUCAUUUUUGAGCCAAGGGGAGCCAUAAAGGCGCAGGCUUUGGCAGAUUUCAUAGUGGAGAUGACAACAGAAAAAGGAAGUCUUGCACCUGUUAGUUGGAUUCUAUCAGUGGAUGGCUCAUCCAACCUAAAGGGAAGUGGGGCAGGAGUGACGUUGGAAGGACCAGAUGGUGUUUUGAUCGAACAAUCUUUAAGGUUCGAAUUUAAAGCAAGUAAUAAUCAGGCGGAGUACGAGGCUUUGGUAGCGGGAAUGCGUUUGGCAUUGGAAGUGGGAGUUAAAGAGCUCGAAGCAAGAAGUGAUUCACAGCUGGUUACUGGACAGGUGACCGGAAGUUUUCAAACAAAGGACCCUCAACUUUCGAAGUACCUUGAAGAAGUGGCUAAGUUAAUUCAGAAAUUCAAAAGCUUCAAAUUGUCGCAUGUUCCAAGAGAUCAAAACAGCAGAGCAGAUUUGUUGGCUAGGUUGGCCAGUACCAAACGACCAGGGAGUAACAGAUCAGUGAUCCAAGAGACUUUGGCACGUCCAAGUAUAGAUCAAGAAGAGCUCUUGUUCGUAACAGAAGAGUUGGAGUCAUGGAUGGGAGAUAUUAUUCGAUACCUAAAGGAAGACCAACUUCCGGGGCAGGAAAAUGAGGCUCUAAGAGUCAAGAAGAAAGCAACCAAGUUUGUUAUCAUUUCAGACCAACUUUUUAAGAGGGGUUUUUCUAGCCCACUUCUAAAAUGUUUGGCUCCUAAGCAAGCUGAGUAUGUGAUAGCUGAGGUGCAUGAAGGGGUCUGUGGAAGUCAUAUUGGAGGACGAGCUCUUGCGGCGAAGGUUCUUCGAGCAGGUUACUAUUGGCCGACGAUGAAAGAGGAUUGUGCUGAUUAUGUAAAGAAGUGCGAUAAGUGUCAAAGGUUCUCAAAUCUCCACCAUGCACCUCCGGAACAUCUAAGCUCGGUGGUUUCCCCAUGGCCCUUUUUUAAAUGGGGAGUUGAUAUUUUAGGUCCAUUUCCGGAGGCAGCGGGUCAGGUGAAAUUUUUAGUAGUUGCUGUGGACUACUUUACUAAGUGGAUAGAAGCAGAACCAGUGGCCACCAUCACAGCUGAAAGGAUCAGAAAGUUCUAUUGGAAGAAGAUUAUAUGUAGGUUUGGUCUCCCGGCAGUGCUAGUAACCGACAAUGGAACACAAUUUGCCAGCUCACGUGUCGCUGACUUCUGCAAGGAAUGGGGAAUAAAACUUAGCUUCACAUCGGUGGAACACCCACAAACAAAUGGUCAAGCUGAGUCGGCUAACAAGGUAAUCUUGCAAGGUUUGAAGAAAAGGUUGGAGGCAGCUAAAGGGUUAUGGGUAGAAGAAUUACCAAUGGUCUUGUGGUCUUACCAUACUACCCCUCACUCUUCCACUCAAGAAACUCCAUUCAAAAUGGUGUAUGGAUCAGAUGCUAUGAUUCCAAUCGAGAUCAAUGAACCUAGUGCGAGAGUCCUUUUUGCUCGUUUGGAAGAGAAUUCUAUUAACCUGCAGGCCAAUUUAGACCUCCAGGAUGAAGUUCGAAAUCGAGCACAUGUGAAAGAGGAGGCUUGUAAAAGAAGAGCAGCUAGAAGAUAUGAUUCAAAAGUCAAGAAAAGGAUAAUUAAGGAAGGGGAUUUAGUGCUGAGAAGGAAACCAGGAGUAAAGACACCUGGAAAGCUCUUCCCACACUAG
Molecule: messenger RNA, 2208 nt
Organism: Trifolium pratense (red clover)
Lineage: Eukaryota; Viridiplantae; Streptophyta; Magnoliopsida; Fabales; Fabaceae
Exons: 1
Coding region: 1-2208 (735 amino acids)
Biological process (GO): DNA integration
Molecular function (GO): RNA-DNA hybrid ribonuclease activity; nucleic acid binding
Source: RefSeq, a predicted model, not a curated record